AUAUCACCUGAGAGAGUUCCCAAGUCUACAUUUGCUCUACUAGUUACUAUUCAGUGUUUAUGAAAAAUUUUAAUCUCAGUACUGUGAAGAAGCUGGAAAAAGGGAUAUUAUGGGGCUAAAAGCUCUCUGUUUGGGGCUGCUUUGUGUUCUUUUUGUCUCUCAUUUUUACACACCCAUGCCAGACAACAUUGAAGAAAGCUGGAAAAUAAUGGCCUUGGAUGCCAUCGCUAAAACUUGUACAUUUACGGCUAUGUGUUUUGAAAAUAUGGGUAUUAUGAGAUAUGAAGAGUUUAUAUCCAUGAUAUUCAGGCUGGAUUAUACCCAACCACUUUCAGAUGAAUACAUCACAGUGACUGAUACAACAUUUGUUGACAUUCCAGUACGAUUGUACUUGCCAAAAAGAAAGUCAGAAACCCGAAGGCGAGCUGUAAUAUAUUUUCAUGGUGGUGGUUUUUGUUUUGGAAGUUCCAAACAGAGGGCUUUUGACUUCCUGAAUAGAUGGACGGCAAACACACUUGAUGCUGUUGUUGUAGGCGUGGACUAUAGGCUGGCUCCUCAACACCACUUUCCUGCUCAGUUUGAAGAUGGCCUUGCUGCAGUCAAAUUUUUUCUUCUGGAAAAAAUUCUUACAAAAUAUGGAGUGGAUCCCACCCGAAUCUGCAUUUCAGGAGACAGUUCUGGGGGCAAUUUAGCAACAGCGGUCACUCAACAGGUGCAGAAUGAUGCUGAAAUAAAACAUAAAAUCAAGAUGCAAGUCUUACUUUACCCUGGCUUACAGAUAACAGAUUCUUAUUUGCCAUCUCACCGAGAAAAUGAGCAAGGUAUAGUUUUGACCAGGGAUGUAGCCAUAAAACUCGUGAGCUUGUAUUUCACCAAGGAUGAAGCACUUCCCCGGGCAAUGAGAAGAAACCAACACAUGCCUCUGGAGUCAAGACAUCUGUUUAAGUUUGUUAACUGGAGUAUUCUUCUUCCUGAGAAGUAUAGAAAAGACUAUGUAUAUACUGAACCAAUUCUUGGAGGACUUAGUUAUUCAUUGCCGGGACUUACAGACAGCAGAGCAUUACCCUUGUUGGCCAAUGAUUCUCAGUUACAGAAUUUGCCACUAACCUAUAUUCUUACUUGUCAACAUGAUCUCUUAAGAGAUGAUGGACUUAUGUAUGUUACAAGACUUCGAAAUGUUGGAGUCCAAGUUGUUCAUGACCAUAUUGAGGAUGGAAUUCAUGGAGCUUUAUCAUACAUGACUUCACCAUUUUAUUUACGUCUAGGUCUUAGGAUAAGAGAUAUGUAUGUAAGUUGGCUGGAUAAGAAUUUAUAAAUAUGUGAUAUAUAUGUAUAGCCCUUACAUAGUGGAUUGUAAUUUGUGAUAUUUUGUGGUUUUGGAGCAAAGAACAAUGUCAUUUGAGUUAUCUAAAUCUAUAUUUGCAUCAUUUGUAGCAGUUAAUGUGUGUCCUUGAAGAGUUACUAAAUUUUCUGACUUGCAGACCCCGAAUAUGUAAAAUGUAUGUAAUCCUGCCUAUUUUCUCCUUACUUAUAAUUUAUUAUAAUUAUGUUGGUCCUAAUAAGAACCAAUGCUUAUUAAAGUUGAGAAAUAAGAGUGGUUAUUGGCAAAUUAACAAAGAUAGUUUCCAGAUAGGCACAGAAAUUGUUGUAGUGAGUGGGAAGAGGAAAAAACAUGGAAGAAACUUACUGCUAAAAAUAUAUGGAAACCACUGGACUUAAUAAACCCUAAGGGCCCUAUGUUAGUUUUCUGUGACUAUUGUAGCAAAUUACUACAAAUUCAGUUGUUUAAAACAACAGAUAUUUAUUCUUUUACAGUUCUGGGUUCCUAAAGUAUGAAAUUAGUAUUAACUAGGCCCAAACCAAGUCACAGGCAAGAGACACGACUCCCUUGGAGACUCUCUAGAAGGUGCUCUUUGCCUCUUUUAACCUCUGGUGGCUGCCAGUAUUCUUUGACUAUUGUUAGAUCAGUUUAAUCUUGAAGGCCAGCAUCUUCCAAUCUCUUUCUGCUUCAUGUUCACAUUGCCUUCUUCUCUGCCUGUGUCUAAUCUCCCUAUGGGCUUCUCUUAGAAAAACACAUGUGUUUACAUUUAGGAGGGUACACCUGAAUAGUCUAGGAUAAUCUCUGCAUCUCAUGAUCCUCAAUUUAAUUGCAUUUGUAGAUUUCCCCACCCUUUUCUAUAUAAAGUAACCUUCAGAGAUUAGGAUGUAGUUAUCUUUUGGGAGGCCAUUUUUAAAAAUAUUUUCAGUCAAAUUUUAUUUUUUAAAGGAGGCAGCAGAUCAAUAUUAUAAUUCAAGAAUCUGAUCUAAAUAUGCAUUCAAUAAUGAAGAACAUUUGAGUAUGGACUAGACAAGCUUCUCCAAAAAACUUUCAAAUAUAUCAUCUCAAAUUACCUAAAGAAUAAAUCACUUCUGUAGCCCUUUUGUUGAGUGGAAUCAUAAACAAAAAACUGAAAAUUUAUUGCUAUGAAAACAGAUCCAUGGUACGAUGUUAUAAAUUUUGAGUAUUAAGCAUAGUCAGUUGAAUCCAAUUAAGAAGUUAAAAAUGUAGUAAGAAAUGUAUAUAUGUAUGAGUAUGUGCAUGUGUGUGUGAAAAAUCUACCAUCCAAUUGACCCAAAAACAACUUACUCAGUUGGGACCAGACAUUUUUCUCAAUUCUCCAUUAUUCAGAAGGCAAUUAAGAAUUACAAUUUCAACAGUCCACAAACAAAAUAAGAUUUUUUUAAUGUAGAGAGAAAUUAAUUAUGUUCAAAGAGCCCCUUUUAUUUCACUCAAUUUCAGUACCCCAAAUCUAAAAACACAUCCAUGACUAUGACAAAUGAAAAUAAGUGUCAUGGGAAUCUGUUACUUUUUCCUCUGAGAAAUAAAAUCUAAAUGGAGAUUUGAUACUAUAUACUACACUAAGAAUAUUGUAUUUUUCAUAAUUCUGAUUUAAUUUCCUUUAAACUUGAUAUAUUUUAAAAUUUGUAAUUUGUUUUUCAUGAUACUGAAUCUGGUUCCAGCUCUUUUUCAUCAUUUAAUAUACUGGCUACCCGUUCUAAUUAGGAAAACAAGUUCUAGAAAUCUCUUCAUUUUGACAGCAUGUGCUGAUUUGUCAGCAAAUCAUUAAAAAUGCAGCUCUCUAGGAAGCACAUUUUGUUGAUUGUCCUAUUGUCUUAACAUUUUCACAAUGAUUCCUGACUAAAAAUCAUUUUAAUUUUGUAAGCACUACACUAGUGUGUCAUGUCACUAAUAUGUACUUUCAAGCCUUUAAACAGAAAGGAUGGCUCACAGCUAGAUAAUAACUAAGUUUGUUUCAGUUUUCGAAAAAGUUUGUAUCUUGCAGAGCAGAAAAGCACUUCUUUUUUUGCUACAUAAGUAUGUGGUAGAAAUGUAUACUAAGGUAGGCCAGUCAAUCCUUUUUUAUUCAUUUUGUAAAUUUGGUCCCAGAAUAUUUCUGGAAGGAACCACAGCUAGACUAGCUUCCGUUGCAGUCCCUUACCUCACUAACUUCUUUUGCGGCUUUAUCCAAGCACUGUUACCAUUUGUAUGCUAAAGGGUUCAUUUCACUGGGUCUUACUUUCAAAGUUUGUUCCCUUUUGUGUGGUGGCAUGAGCAUUGUGAUCAAGCCAUUAAGUUUGGAAACAACUGAAUGAAAGUCAUCUGUUAUAACGUAUUUUAUUUUAUUUUUAAAUUUUAUUUUAAAUUGACAAUAGUAGUACAUAUUCA
Messenger RNA from Pongo pygmaeus (Bornean orangutan), 3706 nucleotides. It is a transcript of the gene AADACL2, whose product is annotated as arylacetamide deacetylase like 2. Gene Ontology annotation, cellular component: membrane. The coding region runs from base 110 to 1315 and encodes 401 amino acids. Gene Ontology annotation, molecular function: carboxylic ester hydrolase activity. The transcript is spliced from 5 exons. Lineage: Eukaryota; Metazoa; Chordata; Mammalia; Primates; Hominidae. The record is from RefSeq and is a predicted model, not a curated record.